Messenger RNA from Ixodes scapularis (black-legged tick), 2155 nucleotides. It is a transcript of the gene Sbds, whose product is annotated as ribosome maturation protein SBDS. The record is from RefSeq and is a predicted model, not a curated record. Gene Ontology annotation, biological process: ribosome biogenesis; cytosolic ribosome assembly. The transcript is spliced from 5 exons. NCBI's taxonomy places the organism in Eukaryota, Metazoa, Arthropoda, Arachnida, Ixodida, Ixodidae. The coding region runs from base 205 to 960 and encodes 251 amino acids.
AUUUUUGAUCCAAUCCAAUCCAAGUGCCAAUCAUCAACUGUUUACGUCCCACAGCAGAUUUCGAUUGUAGCGUCAAGGUAUAUGCCAGCAAUUUUAACGAGAUAUCGUCAGCUGCACCAGCUGACACGAGGCUGACCCUCAACUCGGCGUAGCUCUGUCCCUCAACAGUCCCACGGUCCCACUGACAGUUCCCAGACCGUCGCAAUGUCUAUUUUUACUCCCACCAACCAAAUAAGGCUGACCAAUGUGGCAGUGGUACGUAUGAAGAAGGGCGGCAAGCGCUUCGAGAUUGCGUGCUACAAGAACAAAGUGGUGGCCUGGAGAAGCGACGUGGAGAAAGAUAUUGACGAAGUCCUCCAGACCCACACAGUGUACACCAAUGUCUCCAAAGGACAGGCAGCGAAGAAGGAGGACCUUAUAAAGUGUUUCGGAUCGGAAGAUCAAACCAAGAUUUGCAAAGAGAUCCUGAGCAAGGGGGAGCUGCAGGUGUCUGAGAAGGAGCGGCACAGCCAGCUGGAGUCCAGCUUCCGGGACAUAGCCACCCUGGUGGCGGACAAGUGUGUGAACCCGGACACCAAGCGGCCCUAUCCGAUGAGCAUCAUAGAGAAGUCCAUGCGCGAGAUGCACUUCUCCGUCAAGCCCAACAAGAGCGCCAAGCAACAGUCCCUGGAAGUGAUCCGCCAGCUGAAGGAAGUGAUGCCCAUCGAGCGGUCCCAGAUGAAGCUGCGCGUGGUGGUGCCCAACGGGAAGAAGGCCCGGCCACUGCUCAAGGCCUUGGCCUCUUCCAUCGAGCAGGACGUCAUCCAGGGCGCCACCGGGGAGCUCGAGAUGGUGUUCCUGACGGACCCCGGCAACUUCCGUGCCGUGGAUGAGCUGGUGAGCAAGGAGUCCCGGGGCAAAGGUCAGCUGGAGGUCAUCAGCCUCAAGGAAGUCCUGGAAGGUGACGAGCUGCUGGAGUAGCCUCGCACCCCACGCGUGGACCCAGCCGGGGGUCUAAUUUCCUUCGGCUGUAAAGGAGUUCUGUCAAUCGGUCCGUCGAGUUUGUCUUCAGCCUGCGCACUCGGAAACACGGAGGCCACUCAACGGGUGUUGUGCACCCAGAUACGUGGGGUAGUUUUCUGGGGACAGACUCCAAUCUUUGUUUUGGGUCUUUUCAGCUGGGGUUUGCUUGCCAGCUUUCGAGUUUAGCUUUUAGGAUUUGUCUAGGUCUCUCGGAUAAAGUCUUAAUGUCACACUCCAGUAAAGUUUUUGUCCGUUCGAAUGAAUCGGGCGAAAACCCAGUUUGCUGCAUCAGGAGUUCUUGGAAGAACACAUGCAGGGUUGCAACUUUAUCAAUAAAAUUGGAUGUUGAAAAUGAUGUAAAGUUCGGUGAAAGUAACCUCGGGAUUUGUUCCAAGGGUUAUGGUGUGUCCCUCGAAAACAUAGUUUCCACCACAUGAGUUCCCCCAGGACAAAGCUCGGAAAAACUGGGAGCAGUGCUCCCAUUUCAGUGUAUAGUAUAAAAAGGACCACAAUUUCAAGGAGAUAAAAUUCACUGUCCCAGGCUGACACACAUUUGUCGGUCUUCCAUUAGUUCUGAAAGAAGUCUUUCCUUGCAAGAAGAUAAUUCUUUGUUUCCUCGGCAAAACAAUUUGUUCUUUGGAGUCUGAUUUAGACUAAAUAUAUGCUAAGUAUGUUUAAGUCAUUAAAUGUGUUCUGGCAAGCGAGGGAAUUUUCUAAUGAUGAACAAUUGAUCAUUAUGGUUUGUAUUUGACCCCAAGUGAGGUGCUGUGCCUUUUUAAGAAGCAGACCUUUGGAACAAAUAAGGAGUUUCCAUAUUUUUCCAGCGAGCCGACUUCGAUGGUAAACUCCUCGAGUGGCCCUUGCAGUACACAUUGCUUCGUCUUGGCUCUAACAGUAUGGGCGAACAUAAUGAGAACACUGACUACAAACAGUAGCUCUGAAAAACAUACUCGUGAUGGGAUAUUGGUGAUGGUUUCAUUGCGAUCAACUGCUGCUAGGCAUGUCAUCUUUUCAACCGAGUAGGGACAGAAGUGAAUUAUUACUGAGCAAUGGCAACAUUGUGAUGUUUUUUACUCUGGCUGUAGUAUUUAGUUAGAAGGUUUUAAGGUUGAGUUUAUGUAUAUACUAUGAGAUAAAGAGGUUUGUGGCUAAA